AUGUCUUCACUCCCCAAGACUUUCAAGAAAGCCGCCUUCACGGGCCAGGGAUCUCGCCUCAGCAUCGAGGAUGCCCAGUUGCAGCUUCCCGGCAAGAAUGAGGUGCUCGUGAAGGUCGAGGCCUGCGGUGUUUGCCAUUCGGACACUUUUGUUCAGGGGAACGCUUACGGUAUUGGCUUCCCAUUGACGCCCGGCCACGAGGUCAUUGGCCGUGUCGCGGCCGUCGGCGAGGAUGUUGUGGCGUGGAAGGUCGGUGACCGUAUCGGAGGGGGCUGGCACGGCGGUCACGAUGGCACCUGCGGAGCCUGCAAGAGGAGCCUCUUCCAGAUGUGCGAAAACGAGGCCAUCAACGGAGUCACCAGAAACGGCGGGUACGCGGAAUACGUGCUCGUCCGCUCCGAAGCGGGCGUCAAAGUCCCCGACGACGUCGACGCGGCCAGUUACGCGCCCCUGCUCUGCGCCGGCGUGACCGUGUUCAAUUCGAUGCGGCAGAUGAACAUCCCGCCCGGCGAGACGGUGGCUAUCCAGGGGCUCGGCGGCCUGGGCCAUCUGGGCGUGCAGUACGCCAACAAGUUCGGCUUUCGCACCGUGGCCGUCUCGCGCGGCGCCGACAAGGAGGCCUUUGCCCGCAAGCUGGGCGCUCAUGAGUACAUCGAUACGACCAAGGUCCAGGCCGGGGCCGCGCUGAAGGAGCUUGGUGGGGCAGCCAUGAUCGUGACGACGAGCCCAAACGCGGAGCAGAUCCCGGAGUUGCUGCAGGGGCUGGGGCCGAGGGGGAAGUUGUUGAUUGUUUCCCUUCCGGGCGAGGUGCCCUUCAACAUCACACCAAUGAUCCAAAAGGGACUGUCCAUCCACGCUUGGCCCGCUGGACAUGCAACUGAUAUGGAGGACGCCAUCAAGUUCGCCCAGCUGCAGGACAUCGGUUGCAUGAUCGAGAAGUUCCCAUUGGAGAAAGCCAACGAGGCUUAUGAUGCUAUGCUCAGCGGCAAGGUCCGCUUUAGGGCAGUCCUCACCUUUGAGUAG
Messenger RNA from Chaetomium globosum CBS 148.51, 1023 nucleotides. RefSeq lists its product as uncharacterized. The record is from RefSeq and is a predicted model, not a curated record. Bases 1 to 1023 code for a protein of 340 amino acids. NCBI's taxonomy places the organism in Eukaryota, Fungi, Ascomycota, Sordariomycetes, Sordariales, Chaetomiaceae. The transcript is spliced from 7 exons. Gene Ontology annotation, molecular function: zinc ion binding; oxidoreductase activity.